AUGGCGCUUACAUCCGCCGUGUCAGACCUCUUCAAGUCCAUCUACGAGCUCCUGGCCUCGGUCCUUUCCGCCAUCUACGCCGUCGUCCAUGCGGCGUUCAGCACCGUACGGGGCGUCAUUGCCGGCAUCUUGAGCCUGGUCCAGAGCACCGUCCACGAGGCCCUUCAUUUGACGGGCGGCGUGGGCAAGUUUGUCGCGAGCAACUUUGCCGCGCUUGUCGUCGGCGGCUUACUCGUGUUUGCCUACCUGCGCUUCUCGGCCACGCCCUCUUCCCGGGCCGGGUCUGUCGCGCAGAAGAAGAAGACUCAGUAA
Metarhizium album ARSEF 1941 is the source of this 312-nucleotide messenger RNA. RefSeq lists its product as uncharacterized. The record is from RefSeq and is a predicted model, not a curated record. Bases 1 to 312 code for a protein of 103 amino acids. The transcript has 2 exons. Lineage: Eukaryota; Fungi; Ascomycota; Sordariomycetes; Hypocreales; Clavicipitaceae.